Messenger RNA from Schistosoma mattheei, 2256 nucleotides. NCBI's taxonomy places the organism in Eukaryota, Metazoa, Platyhelminthes, Trematoda, Strigeidida, Schistosomatidae. The record is from the annotation of a GenBank genome assembly.
GAAACGGCAGAUUAUUUGAGGGCUACGUUGCGGUAGCGGUUGGUAUUCAGAAGAUUAUAUUCAUUCACAAUCAUGGUAUUUGUUAGUUGGGCCAGUGAUGGAUUGAGGAUAUACGAGUUAGAUGAAAAUAAAGGGAUUAUUCAAUUGGAAUACAAACCAUCUACAACUGUGAAAUGUUUAUCUAUCGCAAAGUCAAGCAUGUGGAUGGGUUACCUUGAUGAAACGAGUGUAGUUAUGCUUGACGUCAAUGAUCGAUCUGUUGUUUCCACUAUCCCUGUUGAGCCAGCUUCACGGAUUCGACUAUCACCGUGUGGAAAAUUUGGAUUCAUCUACACGUCAUUUAAAAUCGACAAUGAACAUCCAUCUGGUUCGCCAAAUAUAUUUGUGUAUGACAUGAUCAAUAGAACAAAGCUCAAAGAAUAUAUUUUCCGAAGAGGUGAUGGAUGGCAACCACAAUGGAAUUCCGAUUCAUCCUUUUGCUCGAUUUUUGUCAAUGGAGAAAUUCAUAUGUAUACAAACAAUCUAUUUUCUGAAAAACCGUAUACUAAAUUAUCACUAAAAGGUAUCCGCCAUUUUUCUAUGAGUACUUCAAGUCAACCAAACCUUGCAGUGUAUAUACCUGGGGAAAAGAACCAACCUUCUUUUGUCAGAGUUUAUCAAUGCCGUGAUAAUCAACUGAUUCAUACUGCAAAUAAAUCGUUUUUUCGUGCUGAUACAGUCCGACUAUUAUGGAAUGAUAAAGGAACUGAUUUACUCAUACUUACUUCAACAAAACUUAGUGAUGAAAGUUAUUAUGGGGAUCAAGGUCUUUAUUUCAUAUCAGCUAGUCGAUCCGGUGAUAGUGCGAUUGUUCCAAUGCCACGUAAAGGUCCAAUUUAUCAAAUAGCUUUUCAACCAACAAAUUAUUCGUCUUCUAUGGUGAAAAAGAAUAAAAAUAAAAAAGUUGAAGAAUAUUUUGUUGUUUGUUAUGGAUUUACACCAGCAUCUGUAACUAUAUUCAAUUUGAACUGUGAACCAGUUCAUGAUUUUGGAACAGGUUCAUGGAAUGAAAUUCAUUUCAAUCCUCAUGGGAAUCUAUUGUUAUUAGCUGGGCUAGGUAAUUUGUCAGGCGAUAUGUGUGUUUGGGAUUUUUCAACUCAUGAACGUUUAUCUUCAUUUAAAACAACUGAUGUGACAAGUGUUCAAUGGUUACCAGAUGGUGAACAUUUAAUAUUUGCUACAACAACUCCAAGAUUACGUGUAAAUAAUGGAUUUGGGAUAUGGCAUUAUAGUGGUAAACAAUUAUCCUUUCGACCAGUUGAACGACGUGCUAUUCCUAGAGCAGCUACACCUGAUUUACCCGCUGCAGUUGAUCAUGAACUAUAUCAAGUUUCAGUUAUAUUUCCAACAAAACUGGAAUCUGCUCCUGAACCGAAAAAGUUUGAGUCUAACUUUACUUUCUAUUCACAAAAUGAAACAGCAUAAAGGUGAACAAACAAGGCUGUAUUAUUUUAAAUGAAUUACUUUAGUAACAGAUUAUUUAUUUCUCUGAAUACCAAACUUUACUUAAUCGUCAGUCAAUUGAGAUAACAGUUAAAAACAUCGGUAAGCAGAGAGAACAGUUGUUGUGUUUGAUAUGGCGUCUAAAAUUAUAUCUACCCUCUAAGUGUUGAUAGCGCUUUCUAAGCACUUUUUUUUCACAUGAUGGGUUGCUAACCCCAUGCACAACCGUCAUCCUUAACCUGGUCAUGUGACCGACAGUAACCCUAGAAGAGCUACAGGCGGAGGCCGAUCACUGAGAUUUAAGAACAGAGGAACUGGUGGAUGGAAGUCUUUGAAGAACUUUUGAAUAGACCAGCUCCAUUGAAUCCACCAGACAUCUCACCAGUACCUACAGACCUUCCUACAGAUGUAACUAUCAACGAUCGAAGUAAUCAGGGUGGCCAUCAGACAAAUCAAGAGUAGGUAAGCAACAGGACCUGACAAUUUACAACCCGAAUCUCUGAAGUCAGACACAGGAGCAACUACAGACAUGCUCCACAUUCUAUCCAGGAAGAUUCGGGAGGAAGAACAGGUGCCGAUGAACCGGAGAGAAUGAUACCUCAUCAAGAUACCAAAUAAAGGAGAUCUGAGCAAGUGCGAGAACUACAGAGGCGUCUCACACUACUAUCGGUACCGGAAAAAGUCUUCAACGGAAUGUUGCAGAACAGGAUGGAAGACUUAGCGGACGACCAGCUUCGAGAUCAACGAGUCGGAUUCCGUAAGGAUCGGUCGUGC